Saccharomycodes ludwigii is the source of this 2826-nucleotide messenger RNA. RefSeq names its product Zip1p (gene ZIP1). The record is from RefSeq and is a predicted model, not a curated record. NCBI's taxonomy places the organism in Eukaryota, Fungi, Ascomycota, Saccharomycetes, Saccharomycodales, Saccharomycodaceae. The coding region runs from base 1 to 2826 and encodes 941 amino acids. The transcript has a single exon.
AUGUCCAGUUUCUUCAGAGAUAACAAACACGGGUUUAAACCCAGAAACAAUAUAUUUUCCAAAAUUAGGAAUAGUGCUACUGAGAAUGAUUUUUCAGUAACAGAGUCCCUUGAAAACUUAAGCAACACUAGUAAAGAACAUGCAACCAGCAAUGUCUUUGCUAAUAAUAGUAAAACAAGUUUUAUGAGUGGCGCUACGACCUUAGCCUCUGUACAAGAAAACUCUUUGGAAAGUUUAUUUGAAGAAUACCAGAGAGAUGAUACCACUAAUGGAGCUUCCAAUAAUAGCAGCAUUAUAAUGCCCAAAAUCAAAGACUAUCAUGAUAAGCGCUCGCCGUUAUUAAAUAACAAGAAUGUUUAUCAACCUAAGGGUGGCAAUAGAAAAUUACAUAUUGAAGACCAGGAAAAUAACGAUAGCAAUAACAAUAUACUAUUUAGUAGCAAAGAAGACAGUCCUGAAGACAAUGACGAUAUUGAGAUAACUGAUAUCAAGCAAAUUUCAAAAAAUACACCGAGUAACACCAAAGAGCGUUCAGAUUACGAAAGUAGUAGCGAUACCGACGAUAAAAAAUUCACUGAUGGUGAGCAUGUCAGAGAAGAAUCAUCAAGACUGGAUAUUAUGAUUAACGAAUCAUCUAAUGAUGUUUUAAUGAAAGCAUUUACCAAUACCCAGAAGAUUUGCUCCCAAUUAAAAAUGGAAUUACAAAAAAGUAAAGAUAAAAAUAAUACUUUGAAAAACGAAGUGGCAACUUACAAAACUGAAAUUAACAAUUUAACCAAAAAAUUUGAAGGUUUCCAAAACGGGUUAAAUUCGAUGGCUGAAAACCAAAGGGAAUUGACCAAAAUUAGGGAAUCAAACGACAUGAAGCUAAAAAAUAUAGGUCAGGAGAUGUCUGAAGUUAAAAGAAAAAUGGAUAAUAGCAAUAUCGAAUUAAACAGUUUGAGAACCAUCCUAACUAAUGUCAAAGAACUAAAGAAAAAUUUGGAAAUCGACUUAAUUAAAAAAAAUAAAGAAAUUGAUUAUUUGAAAAAAGAGAUCAAUAAUGCCUAUGGUCAAUUGAGUGAGGAAAAAAUUAAAUCUAAUGGGCUAUUAAAAGAUGUUAACGAAUUAAAAACGCUAGUUACUGAUUCAAAUACUUCAAUGCUAGAAAAAUUAAAGGAUCAUUUAGGGAAAGCAUUCAAUUUAGAUAAAAUUCAGCUGAAGAUCACAAAUAAAAUUGAUGCUGUGGAUAAUAAUUUAGCCGGUGUACAGGAUUUAAUAGUUAAUAAAAUCGAUGUUUCUAUUGACGAGUAUACCACAAAGAGCCUGGAUAGUAUUAAACAAUUGGUAGCCAAAAACGAUGAAUCCAAUGGCGCGUUAGUUAAAACUCUAGAGUUUUCUGUUAAAAAUUUUCUAGACAAUAACAGUGAGGAUAUUGUCUCCAAGACAUCUAAGUUAAUGGAAGAUUUACUAGCUAAUUUGGAAAAUUCAGCAUUUUUGAAAAAAAUUGAGUCAUGCACAUCCGAAAUUUUAACUACUGUUAAGUUGGUGACCCCUAAUAAUAACACCAACUACGAAAAGUUACUUGGACAAAUACAAAAAAUGCAAAUUUUAAUACAAAAUGAAGGGGAAAAUGUUAAUGAAAUUAGCGCAUUGAAAGAUAAUCUUGUCCUGUUAAAUAUGGAUAAGACCAAUUUAGUCACAGAGGCCAAAAAUAAGGAUUUAGAAAUCCAAAGCUUAAAUGAAAAGUACAAUUUGAAAGACGAUCAACUCAAGCAACUAAGUGAGAAGCUUGAAAUUUUGCAAAAGCAAAUUGAAAGUUGUAGCGUAGAGAAAGCUAACAUGGAAACUUCUUUAAAUUUUAAAAUUGAACAAUAUCAAGAUGAUAUUAAGAAUUUAACAAUGAAUUUAGAGGAUAAAACGGAGAAGCUGAGCAAAUUAAGUGAUGGGAAUAAUGAAUUGGAGAAUAAAGUAAAUGAUUUAGAAGCUAUAAAUAUUCAAUUUAAGGAAAAAGUUAAACAAUACGAGGACUUAAAUACUAAAACCAAUGAAAAAAUCCAGAAAUUAAACGUAGAAAUCGUUCAAUUAAAGGCCAAAGAAAUGGAACUCGAAGAGUCUAUUAGAUUAUCCCACGAAAAGGCUGAGGAAAACUACAAGGAUAAAAAUUAUGAGAUUGAAAGAUGUCAGUUGGUGCAAAAUGAAAACAGCAAGUAUAAAAGUGAAAAUAGCAGUUUACUAAACAGCAAAAUUGAAUUGCAACAAAAGGUAUACUCGUUAGAAAAUGAAAUUAAUCGAUUGAAAAAAAACUCACUGGGGAAAACUAUUAAACAUAAUAACGAUAAGGGCAGUAAGGAUAAAUCUAAAAAAUUGGAGGAACACAAAAGCGACGAUGAAAUAUGGCAGGUCGACCGUAAUAAUAAAUACAACAAAAAUGUUAUUGAACCCAAUAUUGACAACAAGUAUAAUUUAACAACCAUGGGAAACAAAACAAGCAUCAUAGGCAACUCCCCUGAUGAUUUUGAUCUACCCAUUACUUCCAACAAUUAUGAGGAUAUAGGCAAUGAUUUAGAAUUGACUGACCCGCCUAAUUCAUUUAAUGAUCAAAUCAAAAAUUUGUUAAUAUCAUCUUCUUCUGCUGCUUCCUAUACACUGCAUGAUACUUCCAAAACCAGAUAUGAAAAAGGUACACAAUCAAAUACCAAUAAUGAUCAAGAAGACUUAAAAGUUCAUGGUAAUACAAGAAAAAGAAAAAAACUAUUGCUCUCACCUUCAUCAAAAGCCGAAAACAAGCCAAAAAGAAGAGGUAAAAAAACAAGUUCUUCAAAGGGGUCCAUGUCGCUGAAAUAA